GAAGACGCUCUACCGGGAAGUUGGCCCUGGCAGGUUAGUCUGCAGAGAUUUGGCGGCCAUGUUUGUGGUGGAUCCCUCAUCAACAGAGAGUGGGUGAUGUCUGCUGCUCACUGCUUCUCCAGUACAAGUACGUCUAGAUGGCAGGUUUCUCUCGGUCGUCAGAACCUGCAGGGCAAAAACCCAAACGAAGAGUCCAGAGCCGUUGCCAAAAUCAUUUUGCAUCCAAACUAUGACAGUUCCACCAGCAACAACGACAUUGCUCUGCUCAGACUCUCCUCACCAGUCAAAUUCACAGACUACAUCAGACCUGUGUGUCUGGCAGCCAGUGACAGUGUGUUCAACAACGGUACUGAUAGCUGGGUCACUGGCUGGGGCGCAGUCAAGGAGGGAGUGUCAUUACCGUUCCCUGAAACCCUUCAAGAAGUGGAGGUGCCAGUUCUGGGAAACAGACAUUGUAACUGUCUCAAUGGAGUCGGUACAGUCACAGACAACAUGAUCUGUGCUGGUGUUCUGGCAGGAGGCAAAGACUCAUGUCAGGGUGACUCAGGAGGUCCAAUGGUGAACCAGCAGGGCUCCGUCUGGGUCCAGUCUGGUAUCGUUAGUUUUGGUUUUGGCUGUGCUCGGCCCAAUCUGCCGGGAGUCUACUCCAGAGUGUCCAGUUACCAGUCCUGGAUCAACUCCCACAUCAGCUCUGAUAAGCCAGGCUUUGUCCAGUUCACCUCCAGUGGGCUGGAUGCUGACAGCAGCUACACCUGUCCUGGACUGCCACCUCCUGUUAUUACUACUACUACUGCUAUGUGUGGCGUCACGCCCCUGAACACCAGGAUAGUUGGAGGUGAAGACGCUCCAGCAGGAAGUUGGCCCUGGCAGGUUAGUCUGCAGAAAUUUGGCGGCCAUGUUUGUGGUGGAUCCCUCAUCAACAGAGAGUGGGUGAUGUCUGCUGCUCACUGCUUCUCCAGUACAAGUACAUCUAGAUGGCAGGUUUCUCUCGGUCGUCAGAACCUGCAGGGCAAAAACCCAAACGAAGAGUCCAGAGCCAUUGCCAAAAUCAUUUUGCAUCCAAACUAUGACAGUUCCACCAGCGACAACGACAUUGCUAUGCUCAGACUCUCCUCACCAGUCAAAUUCACAGACUACAUCAGACCUGUGUGUCUGGCAGCCAGUGACAGUGUGUUCAACAACGGUACUGAUAGCUGGGUCACUGGCUGGGGCGCAGUCGAGGAGGGAGUGUCAUUACCGUUCCCUGAAACCCUUCAAGAAGUGGAGGUGCCAGUUCUGGGAAACAGACAUUGUAACUGUCUCAAUGGAGUCGGUACAGUCACAGACAACAUGAUCUGUGCUGGUGUUCUGGCAGGAGGCAAAGACUCAUGUCAGGGUGACUCAGGAGGUCCAAUGGUGAACCAGCAGGGCUCCGUCUGGGUCCAGUCUGGAAUUGUUAGUUUUGGUUUUGGCUGUGCUCGACCCAAUCUGCCGGGAGUCUACUCCAGAGUGUCCAGUUACCAGUCCUGGAUCAAUUCCCACAUCAGUUCUGAUAAGCCAGGCUUUGUCCAGUUCACCUCCAGUGGGCUGGAUGCUGACAGCAGCUAUACCUGUCCUGGUCUGCCACCUCCUGUUAUUACUACUACUACUACUACUGAAAAGUGA
Sebastes umbrosus (honeycomb rockfish) is the source of this 1644-nucleotide messenger RNA. Its product is annotated as transmembrane protease serine 9-like. The record is from RefSeq and is a predicted model, not a curated record. Gene Ontology annotation, biological process: proteolysis. Bases 97 to 1644 code for a protein of 515 amino acids. The transcript is spliced from 9 exons. Lineage: Eukaryota; Metazoa; Chordata; Actinopteri; Perciformes; Sebastidae. Gene Ontology annotation, molecular function: serine-type endopeptidase activity.